Molecule: messenger RNA, 555 nt
Organism: Ostrinia nubilalis (European corn borer)
Lineage: Eukaryota; Metazoa; Arthropoda; Insecta; Lepidoptera; Crambidae
Product: protein lethal(2)essential for life-like
Exons: 1
Coding region: 1-555 (184 amino acids)
Biological process (GO): response to heat; protein refolding
Cellular component (GO): cytoplasm; nucleus
Source: RefSeq, a predicted model, not a curated record
AUGUCUUUGCUACCGUUGUUCGACGAGAGACUUUUCAUGAGUCCCAUGAUGAGGGAUCCCUGGUCUGCUGACUUCCGCAACUUUUCCCCGAUCCUGGCUCAGCGCGACGCACUCUUCAAGCCUUGGCACCGGAUGAUGAGGUCUUGGGAAAAAAUAAUGGAACCUAUUGACCAAUUAAUGGCCCAAAUGAACGAGUGCAGGCUAAGUGACAGUGUUGGUAGCGACGAUGAAACGUUCCAGGUGAAUGUGGAUGUUCAGCAUUUUUUGCCGGAAGAAAUCAGUGUCAAAGUAUUGAACAAACAAGUAAUAGUGGAGGGGAAACACGAGGAUAAACUAGAUGACCACGGAUACGUCUCGAGGCAGUUCAUGCGGCGGUAUGCUCUUCCUGAUGGGUGUUUACCAGAUACUGUGCAGUCCAAACUCUCGUCUGAUGGUGUGCUAACGAUCACCGCUCCCAAAGUGAUCGCCAUGCCCUCAACUGGUGAACGAAUCAUACCAAUCACUCACACAGGACCGGUGCAAAAGCAACUAGGAUCUCCAGAUUUCGAGGAGUAA